GGAACCAAUUCACAGGUUAACUCCCCACCAUCAUGACCGCUAACAUCACCCUGUACUUUCUUCAAACUUCGCGCGCCAUCCGUACGGCCUGGUUACUGGAGGAGCUCGGUGUACCUUACAACAUCGAGUUCUCCAGUCGCGUCAACAUGAAGGCCCCGCCAGAGUUCAUAGAACGAUCUGGCAACCCUCUAGGCAGGUUUCCGUCUAUCAAGGACGGCGACCUUUGCCUGUACGAGAGCGGCGCCAUCGCCGAAUAUCUCUGCGAGAAGUACGACACAACCCACAGACUCUACCCCGCGCAGCAACCCCUGCGCUCCCGCGCCCAGAUCUGGCUACACGCGGCCGAAGCGACGUUCCUCUUGCACAGCAUGGCCAUCUUCUACGCGAGGGGCAACUUUCCGCCAGCGCUCAAGGAAACCAACCCGGAUGCGCUCGCCCAGAUGGUGAAGGGCAUGUCAGUCAACGUGCAGCGCGACCUCGAUUGGCUCGAAGCGGAGCUUGCAAAGAGCAGCGGACCAUUCAUUCUGGGGGCGCAGGUUACGAUCGCGGAUACGAUGAUGGAGUUCAGCAUCGAUAUGAUCAUGUUAUAUCGGUUAGGUAUUGACGGUGGUGGUCCUUGGCCAAGGAUUGAGGCAUGGUUACAGGCAUGUCAUGCAUCGGAUACGUAUAAGCGAGCUGUGGAAAAGACAGGGUAUUCUCCGAGCUUCUCAACACCAGCCCCUCCCUCUGACGGGAAACAUGCAUCGAUGUUGUAGAGUGGAAGAGUAUAUGAAGACAAUAGAAUGACGUUAUGUACCGACUCUAAAACAUUAUCUUAUGUACGGUUUCAAGGAUUGACGGCAUGGAUGCGGG
Coniophora puteana RWD-64-598 SS2 is the source of this 852-nucleotide messenger RNA. RefSeq names its product glutathione S-transferase C-terminal-like protein. The transcript has 2 exons. NCBI's taxonomy places the organism in Eukaryota, Fungi, Basidiomycota, Agaricomycetes, Boletales, Coniophoraceae. The record is from RefSeq and is a predicted model, not a curated record. Bases 33 to 755 code for a protein of 240 amino acids.